AUGUGGAAGAACAGCUCGACGUUUGAUUUAAUUAGGCAACAUGGCGAAGAAAAUGGAUACAAGGGAAAUUUACUUCCAAAGAAAUUGCUGUGGCACGGAACGAAGACAGAAAAUGUUGCGUCCAUCUUGUCGAGAGGUCUGGAAGUUGCACCUCCGAGCUCUGAGUCAACUGGUGCUCACUUUGGCCAGGGAAUUUACUUUACCAACUCGUCUUCAAAAGCUGCAAGUUACUGCGGUGCUAGACGGAAGCAGAGGACUUAUGAAGGAAUAAUGCUUCUCUGUGAAGUUGCUCUGGGUCAUAUGGCACAAUUUUAUACUGCACAAAAUAUGUGUCCGCUUCCGACGCAGUUUAACUCUGUGUGGGGAGUUGGACACUUUGCACCUGAUCAAAAUGUAAAGACAAUUCUUUGGAACGAUGUGGAAGUACCUUACGGACCAAUUAUUAAUCGCGCAAAUACCGAUACUGAUUUGGCUCACGAUGAGUUUGUUGUUUAUGAUUCUAAACAAAUUAAGAUCAGAUAUCUCGUUCAUGUUAAUUUUGAGUACAACGACUAUUAUGAUUAG
Molecule: messenger RNA, 564 nt
Organism: Cotesia glomerata
Lineage: Eukaryota; Metazoa; Arthropoda; Insecta; Hymenoptera; Braconidae
Product: poly [ADP-ribose] polymerase 1-like
Exons: 2
Coding region: 1-564 (187 amino acids)
Molecular function (GO): NAD+ poly-ADP-ribosyltransferase activity
Source: RefSeq, a predicted model, not a curated record